This is a messenger RNA of Tripterygium wilfordii, 765 nucleotides long. RefSeq names its product E3 ubiquitin-protein ligase Os04g0590900-like. The coding region runs from base 145 to 660 and encodes 171 amino acids. The record is from RefSeq and is a predicted model, not a curated record. Gene Ontology annotation, biological process: protein ubiquitination. Lineage: Eukaryota; Viridiplantae; Streptophyta; Magnoliopsida; Celastrales; Celastraceae. The transcript has a single exon.
UGGCUACAUAUAUAUAUAUACACAUACAGUCCGCACAUGAGACAACGAUAAUCUUGAAGUCACCGCCAUCGCUACAAACUAUAAAUUGACUCUUCUCGACAACGAAGUUCCCUCCCACUCUAAGCAUUUCAUCAUCCUUCGUCAAUGGCAGAGGAAAACAAUUCUAAGUUAACCGUCGCUCUAAUCGGCUUUGCUUCCGCCGCCUUAGUGUUCUCUCUCUACCACUUAAUCUCCGAAAGUUCGUGCUUUACCCGCCCCAGCGGCCCAAGCCGACGAGAACCGCGACCAUCUAUGGCCCAAAACAUGGAGGCUCCAAACAGUACUGAGAGCUCGAUGGCGGAGCUCAUCCCGGCCCAUAAGUAUUAUAAGGGAGUGGGCCUAGUGGCCCAUGAUGGCAUGUGUGCCGUUUGCUUGUCUGAAUUUGAAGAUGGCGAGGACCUAAGGACUUUGCCCGAGUGUUUGCAUUCGUAUCAUGUGGAAUGUAUUGAUAUGUGGCUGUCUUCGCACUCCAGUUGCCCAAUGUGCCGCACUGAUGCGGUGCCUUCCCCGCUGUCGCACGAGCCAAGGUUCGGUUACACAGACCUGGUGGCGAUGAACCAGAAUUUGGUUAUUUUGCAAAGUGGUGUUGUGCAAUCUGUAUCUAGAACACCAAGGUUGUAAAAAGCCAAUGCAUGUUGUAGAUUGUUCUUGCUCAGCUUUGGGCCUACGACACUUUCUUAUUAUGCCCGGCCCAAUCUACGUUGUGUGUAUAAAACUACAAAUGAA